Molecule: messenger RNA, 1433 nt
Organism: Maniola jurtina (meadow brown)
Lineage: Eukaryota; Metazoa; Arthropoda; Insecta; Lepidoptera; Nymphalidae
Gene: Prx4
Product: peroxiredoxin
Exons: 4
Coding region: 99-848 (249 amino acids)
Biological process (GO): cellular response to stress; response to oxidative stress; hydrogen peroxide catabolic process
Cellular component (GO): cytosol; endoplasmic reticulum
Molecular function (GO): thioredoxin peroxidase activity
Source: RefSeq, a predicted model, not a curated record
GUCAUUGUAUUUUUUAUUGUGAUUUUUAUACAAGUUUGUUUUCGAUAUUCACAUGGUUUUUAUUUAUAUAUAGUAAAUAAAUUAUUUUACUAAUACAAAUGGCAGGGAUACCGGUGGCUACAAAGUUAAUUUUAGUAAUAAGUUUAAUUUCCAGUUGUGUUCAUUCUACGCUAUUUGAAAGCGACUCCUGCUAUUCUUUCGGCAGCGGCAAUGUGUUUCCCGGCGGUGCUCGAAAAAUUGAUCACAAAUUACAAUUUACAAAAGCUAUGAUAUCGAAACCGGCUCCGGAGUGGGAAGCGACGGCAGUUGUAAACGGAGAGAUUUCACAGCUUUCUUUGUCUAGUUUUAAGGGAAAAUAUUUAGUGUUCUUCUUUUACCCAUUAGAUUUCACUUUUGUAUGCCCAACUGAAAUAUUGGCAUUCUCUGAAAGAGUAGAAGAAUUCAAAAAAAUAGACACUGAAGUAGUGGCAUGUUCAGUCGACUCACACUUUACUCACCUUGCUUGGAUAAAUACUCCCCGUAAAGAGGGAGGACUCGGCAAAAUAAACAUACCACUUCUAAGCGAUCUCACUCAUUCUAUUGCAAAAGAUUAUGGUGUGUAUUUGGAAGACUUGGGUCAUACACUGCGAGGGUUGUUCAUAAUUGAUGAUAAAGGGAUUCUGAGGCAAAUCACGAUGAAUGACUUACCAGUGGGCAGAUCUGUUGAUGAAACCUUGAGGCUGGUGCAAGCAUUCCAGUAUACUGAUAAACACGGAGAGGUGUGCCCAGCUGGAUGGAAGCCAGGACAGGAUACUAUAAUUCCCAACCCAUCUGAAAAGAAGAAGUACUUCCAAAAAGUUGCUGAUUAGCAGCAAUGUUUCAGAUUGCUUUUGAUCAUUCCUUGUUAAAGUUAAAGUUUCGUCUUCCCAGUUAGUUUGAGAUUAAAAGUUAAAAUAAUGAAUUCAUUAACAUUAAUUAUUAUUAUCAACUGUUAUUUGAGAUGACAAUGUUUUAAUAAAAAAAAAUCCAAAAAAAUUACUUAAACAGCAAAAUUAUUAUUACUUUUUAAUGGAAUCUAUGUCACAAUUCAUAUCAUCACAAUGAAAUCAAACGUUAAUUGCCUGCAAUUGGAUUUAUUACUUUGAACAUUUUCAAGCAAUAAAUACAUUAAAAAGUAGUUUUGUUAACGUUUAUACAGUCAUGUAAGAUCAUUAUAAAAACAAUCAGUGAAAUAUAAUUUUGUACUUUUGUAAUUUGCUCACUAUUUAUAUUAUAAGUAUUUGUUUAAAAUUAGAUGAACAGCCAAGUGUUUAAAUACUCUGAAAAAGUACCUACGUAAUUUGUAUUUUCUACCAUAUGUGUCUGACCAGUUUUAAGACUGAUGUAAAACUUUGCAUUACCUAUACGUAAUAGUAAAUAUGGAAAGUAAUAAAUACAAUAAUUUUUAUAUUUUA